AUGCAGCAAAUGACCGAUUUGCUGGCCCAUGUGGUGCAACAACAGGGCCACAACCCUACCCCACCUGUCGGGAAUCUCGAAAACCCUGGGAAUAAUGUGGAAAGUGAGGAUCGAGCUCUUGAAAGGUUCCAGAAAUUCUCCCCAUCGAAAUUUCUUAGAGGGCCCGAUCCCGAUGUGGCUGAAAGGUGGUUGGAGAAAAUGGUAGACAUCUUUGCGGCCUUACAUUAUUCAGAAGAAAGACAGGUUACUUUUACGGUCUUUCAGCUAGAAGGGGCCGCUCGUUCCUGGUGGAAUGUUAUAUGCACCAAGUGGGAGAGAGAGCAGACAUCAAGAACGUGGGUAAACUUCGUUAGGGAAUUUAACGCUAAGUAUUUUCCGCCCUUGGUCCAAGAAAAGAAGGAAGACGAGUUCAUUCGACUUCGCCAAGGCACCCAAUCCGUGACCGAAUACGAGAGCCAGUUUACUCGAUUAGCUAAAUUUGCCUCUGAACUCAUUAUGAUUGAACAAAGAAGGGCUUUGCGGGCCGAGAACGCAAGGCUUCAAGUUCGGAAUUUCCAAGUUAGAAAAUGUGAAUUUUCAGGGAAUAGUUCUACUCAGGGAGAUAAAAGUACCCCUCCUAAAUUUGGAAGGGGAGCUGGAGGACGAUUUUCGGGAACGACGAGAGGGACUCCGCCAAGGGGUGGCCAACAGAGGAGUGCCUCACAGGGAAGCUCAGUCACUGUUUCUCGUGGCCUGUGUGGGUUUUGUGGGAAGCCAAACCACACGGAAGAUAACUAUUGGAGAAAGGAGAAGAAAUGCCUACGCUGUAGGAGCGCGGAGCACCAGAUAGCCAGUUGUCCGGUUCAACCCCGAGAGGCAAGAGGGUCUACCCAAUCUUCUAAGGCGACCUCAGGGCAGUCAAAAGUGGAAGGGACGAAACCGAAGGUGCCCGUGCAAGUGUACUCUCUUGAGCAACGUCCUGUACCUGAUUCGGUGGAGGUGGUGGAAGGUACGAUUCCUAUCUUCCACCGUCUAGCUAGGAUUUUGAUAGACUCCGGUGCCACCAAUUCCUUUGUUAACCCCGAAUUCAUGUGUGGGAUUGAUGUAACUCCUGUAAACCUGCCCUAUGAAUUGGAAGUGAGUACGCCUACGGGGGACCAAUGUUUGGUUACUAGUAAAAUAUUUGCAAACUGUGAAAUUUGGGUAGGAGAGCGAAAGUUAUUAGGGAAUUUGAUAAGUUUAUCUAUUAAGGGGUACGAUAUGAUAUUGGGCAUGGACUGGUUAGUUAGGUAUGAUGCCCAACUUGACUGUAAAAGAAAAGUAGUGAAAUUUCGUAUACCGGGGGAAGCGACCUUAAAGUUAGAUAUGAGGAGCAGUUUAGCCUCAUCUGCAAUGAUUUCGGGCAUUCGCGCUAGGAAAUUAUUGAGUAGAGGGGCACAAGGGUUCUUAACCUUUCUCAUUAACCGUCCCACCGAUAAGCUGAAAGUAGAAGAUGUUCCGAUAGUGGGCGAAUAUUCGGAUGUGUUUCCUGAUGAGUUAGUGAAUCUAUCACCGCAAAGGGAGAUAGAAUUUGAGAUUAACUUGUUACCGGAGACUUCACCUAUCUCUAAACCCCAUACCGCAUGGCACCUGCUGAAUUUAAGGAGUUAA
Messenger RNA from Coffea eugenioides, 1629 nucleotides. RefSeq lists its product as uncharacterized. The record is from RefSeq and is a predicted model, not a curated record. NCBI's taxonomy places the organism in Eukaryota, Viridiplantae, Streptophyta, Magnoliopsida, Gentianales, Rubiaceae. The transcript is spliced from 2 exons. The coding region runs from base 1 to 1629 and encodes 542 amino acids.